CCCAGUUCAGUGCCCAUGUUUUGCAGGCCACUGCCCCUCUCCUACGUAGUGUUCGACGGGCCUGCGCCGCAGCCCCCACUCGUCUUCCUGCACGGCCUGCGGGGCAGCAAGGGCAACUUCCGCGCCAUUGCCCGGGCCCUGGUGCAGCGGAGCGGCCGCAAGGUGCUGACAGUGGACGCGCGGAACCACGGCGAGAGCCCGCACAGCCCCACCAUGAGCUACGAGGCCAUGAGCCUGGACGUGCAGCGCCUCCUGCGCCGGCUGCACAUCCCCAAGUGCGUCUUGGUUGGCCACAGCAUGGGCGGCAAAACCGCCAUGACACUGGCGCUGCAGCGGCCAGAUCUCGUGGAGCGCCUGGUGUCUGUAGACAUUAGUCCCACAGAGAGCGUGGCUGUGAAAGAUUUCCCGGCCUACAUCUCUGCCAUGAGGAGAGUGAGCAUCCCAAAUGGAAUCCCCCGCUCCACAGCACGCCGGCUGGCAGAGGAUCAGCUGCGUCCAGCCAUCCAGGUGUCGGCGGUAAGGCAGUUCCUGCUCACCAACCUGGUGGAGGCCGAGGGCCGUUACAUGUGGCGGGUGAACCUGGAGGCCAUUUCCCACCAUAUGGCCAAUAUCGUGGGCUUCCCUGUGUUCCAUGCCCCUUACCCAGGACCCACGCUCUUCCUAGCGGGAUCUGACUCGCCCUAUGUCAGCUCCGAGGACUACCCAGAGAUCGAGCGGCUCUUUCCCGAGGCAGAGAUCCAGUAUAUCCCAGGUGCUGGCCACUGGGUCCAUUCAGAUAAGUCCCAAGACUUCAUCACGGCCAUCUGCAACUUCCUGCUGCUGCCAUAGAGCUCCUUCCUGUGCAGGCUGAGAGAGCGCGAUUCCUGGGACUGCCUACUCCUGGAUCACCCCAUGAAGGACAUGGGGAUUCUCUUGGGGACAGAUCACUGCUGAGGUGUGGCCCCUGUCCACAAGCAGGGCCUCUGGGACGGAAGGCUCAGCACCUGACUCAUGCAUCUGUGUGGCAGGCUAGAGCAGAGAGUGAGGCAGGGCUGCACUGCCAGGGCCAGGAUCUCUCUCCACCACAUGCAGCUGGAGAUGAUUUGGCCUCAGUGCUCGUUCCAGCGGGCCAGGGCAGAUCUGGAGUUGAGGCUCCCCCCAGGCCAUCAUGCCCUUCCAUGUGCAUCCCCAACGUGUUGGGGCAGUGGCCCAUGGGCUCCCUGGCCCUGUUCUUCCCUCUUACUUGAAUCCUUUCUUUGGGAUCUUAAGGUUGUUCCCAUUCCCAGCCCCCUUCCCCAGCUGCCUCCAAGCACACACAGACCCUUCACUGGGCUGUUUCUCAGGGACUCUGAGCUCUAGGGUGGGGGAUCAGAGUCCAAUCUGUCCAGAUUCCAGCGUGCAACCCCAACCUUGCUGGAGGUUCCCAUCCUCCACCAGAGGCUGGAACCAGAGCGCUGCCUACUCUUGCACUGCCUUCCUGUAUAACUUCCUGGGACUCUGUACAGUAUUUAAAAUAAAGCCAAAUCAGCACGGCGGCAUCUAAACCUACAGGCCUUCUCCCAGAGGCAAGGCAAGGGGAGUGGGGCAGCAGUGAAUUGGGCAGCAUGGUCUCCUCUCAGCCUUAGCAGAAUGAGAGUCCAGAGAGUCUCCUUGCCUCACAACGUAAGAACCAGGGGACAUCAGUGAAAUUAAAAGUCAGGAAACUCGGAUCAGAUCAAAGGAAAUGCAGUACUGUUUCAUCCAACACAUACAACUGUGGAACUCACUGCCACUGGACAUCAUUAAGGCCCUGAGUUUAUCAAGACUCAGAUAGAGACUGGGCAUUUAUCUGGAUAACAAGAACUUCCAGACUCAACAAUUAAUGUUAAAAGAAGAGUUUUGGAAGGGAGAUUAAACCCUCCUGCUUCAAGGUUUAACUGAUCAUUAGGGAUUAGGAUAAGAUAUUUACAGGGACAGAUUAUCCCAGAGAUGCUACUCAGGGGUUCCUGGAAGCAUCUGAUGAUGGCCACUGUCCAACACAGGAUACGGGCUAAAUGGACCAGUCUGGCAAUUCCUGAGUCCUUAUUCUUUGAGCUCCUGGAUGCAGUCUUCGACUGGGGUGAGCACAGCCUGGAAUGAGGGGUGCACUGACCUUGCUAUUUUCCAGGCUCCAGAACUAUUGAUUCUUUGGUUCCAAGUUGCUGGAGUAGAACUUGCUCACCGCAGGAGCAGCAAAUGCCUCCUUAGGAUAGAUUAUAGAUUCUAAACCAGAAGGGACUAUUUUAACAUUGUCUGACCUGCAUACUGCUGGCCAGAGAACUUCCCUGAAAUAAUUCCUGGUUGAAUAGUGCAGAUCUUUUAGAAAAACAUCCAAUAUUGAUUUUUAAAUUCCUUUGGUAAAUUGUUCCAAUGGUUAAUUACCCUCACUGUUAGAAAUGUGCAGCUUAUCUCCAGUCUGAAUUUCUCUACCUUCAGCCUCCAGCCAUUGGAUCUUAUACCUUUGUCUGCUAGGUUAUUCGGCCCAGAUCCACAAAGGAUCCCAAAUUCUAUUGAAUUCUUUGUUCUAUGUUGCAUGAUUUACUAAGCAAUCCAGAUCGCUCUGUGUCA
Molecule: messenger RNA, 2565 nt
Organism: Chrysemys picta bellii (western painted turtle)
Lineage: Eukaryota; Metazoa; Chordata; Testudines; Emydidae
Source: RefSeq, a predicted model, not a curated record